This is a messenger RNA of Magnusiomyces paraingens, 2040 nucleotides long. RefSeq lists its product as uncharacterized. NCBI's taxonomy places the organism in Eukaryota, Fungi, Ascomycota, Dipodascomycetes, Dipodascales, Dipodascaceae. Gene Ontology annotation, cellular component: nucleus; cytoplasm. Bases 1 to 2040 code for a protein of 679 amino acids. The transcript is spliced from 2 exons. Gene Ontology annotation, biological process: modification-dependent protein catabolic process; protein ubiquitination. The record is from RefSeq and is a predicted model, not a curated record. Gene Ontology annotation, molecular function: ubiquitin protein ligase binding; protein tag activity.
AUGCAAAUCUUUGUUGAUACACCCGCUAAUGGCAAGGUGACUUUUGAUGUUGAUAACUCUUCAACUAUCGAAAAUGUAAAGUCUAUGCUUGGCAAUACUGACUCAGUCCUUUCUCUUGGUGGUCAAUACCUCGAAAACUCUAUGACUCUUGCCGAAGCUGGCAUUGCUUCGACUUCAACACUUGUUUUUUUCCCUCGUGUUCGCGGUGGCAUGCAAAUCUUUGUCAAGACUUUGACAGGAAAGACUAUUACUCUUGAAGUUGAGUCUUCAGAUACUAUUGAUAACGUCAAGUCCAAGAUUCAAGAUAAGGAAGGUAUCCCACCAGACCAACAACGUCUUAUCUUUGCUGGUAAGCAACUUGAAGAUGGCAGAACUCUCUCUGAUUACAAUAUUCAAAAGGAAUCUACUCUUCAUUUGGUUCUCCGUCUCCGUGGUGGUAUGCAGAUUUUCGUCAAGACUCUUACCGGCAAGACUAUUACCCUGGAGGUUGAGUCUUCUGAUACCAUCGAUAACGUCAAGUCCAAAAUUCAAGACAAGGAGGGCAUUCCUCCAGACCAACAGCGCUUGAUUUUUGCCGGUAAGCAACUCGAGGAUGGUAGAACACUUUCUGACUACAACAUUCAAAAGGAGUCUACUCUCCACCUUGUCCUCCGUCUCCGUGGUGGUAUGCAGAUUUUCGUCAAGACCCUUACCGGUAAGACUAUUACUCUUGAAGUUGAGUCUUCUGACACCAUUGACAAUGUAAAAUCCAAGAUUCAAGAUAAGGAGGGUAUCCCACCAGACCAACAACGUCUUAUCUUUGCUGGUAAGCAACUUGAAGAUGGCAGAACUCUCUCUGAUUACAAUAUUCAAAAGGAAUCUACUCUUCACUUGGUUCUUCGUCUCCGUGGUGGUAUGCAGAUUUUCGUCAAGACUCUUACCGGUAAGACCAUCACUCUUGAGGUUGAAUCGUCUGAUACUAUUGACAAUGUCAAAUCCAAGAUUCAAGAUAAGGAGGGUAUCCCACCAGACCAACAACGUCUUAUCUUUGCUGGUAAGCAACUUGAAGAUGGCAGAACUCUCUCUGAUUACAAUAUUCAAAAGGAAUCUACUCUUCACUUGGUUCUUCGUCUCCGUGGUGGUAUGCAGAUUUUCGUCAAGACUCUUACCGGUAAGACCAUCACUCUUGAGGUUGAAUCGUCUGAUACUAUUGACAAUGUCAAAUCCAAGAUUCAAGAUAAGGAAGGUAUCCCACCAGACCAACAACGUCUUAUCUUUGCUGGUAAGCAACUUGAAGAUGGCAGAACUCUCUCUGAUUACAAUAUUCAAAAGGAAUCUACUCUUCAUUUGGUUCUCCGUCUCCGUGGUGGUAUGCAGAUUUUCGUCAAGACUCUUACCGGCAAGACUAUUACCCUGGAGGUUGAGUCUUCAGAUACUAUUGAUAACGUCAAGUCCAAGAUUCAAGAUAAGGAAGGUAUCCCACCAGACCAACAGCGCUUGAUUUUUGCUGGUAAGCAACUUGAAGAUGGCAGAACACUUUCUGAUUACAAUAUUCAAAAGGAGUCUACUCUUCAUUUGGUUCUUCGUCUCCGUGGUGGUAUGCAAAUCUUUGUCAAGACUCUUACUGGUAAGACUAUUACCCUGGAGGUUGAGUCUUCUGACACCAUUGACAAUGUCAAGUCCAAGAUUCAAGACAAAGAGGGAAUUCCUCCUGACCAACAGCGCUUGAUUUUUGCCGGUAAGCAACUCGAGGAUGGUAGAACACUUUCUGACUACAAUAUUCAAAAGGAGUCUACUCUUCAUUUGGUUCUUCGUCUCCGUGGUGGUAUGCAGAUUUUCGUCAAGACCCUUACCGGUAAGACUAUUACUCUUGAAGUUGAGUCUUCAGAUACUAUUGAUAACGUCAAGUCUAAGAUUCAAGAUAAGGAGGGUAUUCCUCCUGACCAACAGCGUCUUAUCUUUGCUGGUAAGCAACUUGAAGAUGGUAGAACUCUUUCUGACUACAACAUUCAAAAGGAGUCUACUCUUCACUUGGUCCUUCGUCUCCGCGGAGGUAUGUAA